AUGUCAAAACCACUGCCUGUCGUAUAUCCUUUCGAUGACAAGCUUCUUAGAAAGACAUACCCCGACUAUUCACCCUGGGAAGAAGAAAAUGAUAUGAACAAGAAACUUGACAACCUGAACUACUUGAACAAGGGCUAUUUUGAGAGCUCGAAGGUAUCCAAUGAAUACUAUUCGGCUCGUACAUUGGUUCAGGAAACAGUGUUCUCCUCGUCACACAAUUGUAAUCAAAUUCUCCGUGAAUUAUCCCAGCACCUAACGAAGUCCUACAAAACACGCGAUGAUGCAAUCAACAAGAUCAAAUCGAAUUCAUAUAAUUUCAGGAUACCACUGCAACUCGCAAGGGCAGAAAUGGAAGAGGAGUCUGGAGUUCUUCAUAGAAUUUUGGGAGGGCGCUCAAUUGAUUUUGGUCAGCUUUCUAUGGCACUAACGAUCAUCCGAGUUUUUUGGAAUGAUCUCAUUGCGGAAAGCUUCCUUUGCAAGCAUUUGUGUGAGUCAUUGCUUUUGAACCAUUUCAUAGUGAGUAAAUUGCCAAUUGAAGGGAAGCAUCCAGAAAUCAAACUCGCGAAGUCUGGACACAUAAAAGAUGACUGUUUAUCAAUUCUAUCUGGAAUGAUAGAAGAAAUAUUUCAUAAGAGUUCGAGCAGCUUCAUCAUACCUUCGUCAUGGAUCGUCCUUGGAGAUACUCUCCAGAAUAUUAUUAAAGCGUCGGCGUCGUUUAACAACCAAAGCCAAAGACAAGCUCUAGAGAAAGUUCUAGCUUUAUUGAAUUUUAGGAAUGAGAGUUUAAUGGUUAACUGCCAGGAUUCAUCUUCCACCGGGCUCUCGGAUGAUCUGAAGUCUCAAAAGCUCAGUUUUCAACAUACAGCAAUCCACAGAUCAUAUGAUGAUAUUCUCAGGCUCAUAGAGCAGUUAGACCGCCACAAGUUUAGACAAGCUUUCAAUAUGUCAAUUUGGCGAUCGCCUGUGACGAGCAUUUCACCCUUACGCGUGAAACUAAAGACUGUGAUUUUUUGGUGCGUCUCGUCUUACAGAGAAAUGGGACCUUCUUGCGAAUUUCUUCUUAUCGCUUGCAAUGCUAUUAAGUCCAGGCUUUUACAUAUAAGAGGUAAGACCUGGGCACAUUUAAGGAAUGAAUUUGAAAAUGAAAUUCUCGAGUGCAUUUUCUGUUUGGCGGACGUUCCUGCUACCGAGAUAUCUAUGAAGAAUCUUUAUGUCCUUUUCAAUGAGCUCUACCAACUCAAGGUGAUUACAAUCUCUGCGUACUUGAGGAAGUUAAUUGCCAGCGGGAUUUUUUUUCUCUCUCCUGGGUCGCAAAAUGACAAGAUUGUGGAUGACUUGGGUUCUCAGUGCCACUUUCACCUUCUGUUGCUCCAGAACCUCCCCGUUCUCAAUAAUCGCCAAUGUGACCAUAUUUUAAAGAAAUGGAAAGGGACAGAGGCUCAUUUCAUCAAUACUUUCAACAACGCGAUAGAGUUUCUUCGAGAAGGGUUCUUAGAUAAGAUCAUGAGCAACGAAAUAGGUCAUGUCGAUGUCUCUGUAUUUGAUCACAUCAAAGAUCUCAGUGUUGGUCUUCAAUUCUUGGUGAUGAACUGGUUUACAUCUGAAUUAAAAUCGUCGAUAUCAAAAUCAUCCAAGUUGGUUCAUAUAACACCUGAUGUUAUUGCAGCAGUGUAUGAUCUUUUUCUUCUUGCAAGCAAUCUCACCGCGUUUUUCAAGGUAUUUGUUAGAUUUAUAUUGAAGAACGAGAACAAGGUCAUGAUAUUCUACAUGGAUUCUCUCUACUUCAUCGGAAGACUUGUCCUCAAGCAUUCAGAGCUACUCAACUUCAUUGCAGGAAGCUUUACGGACUCGACGCCCGUAUCACACGACAUCUUCAAACUCAUAGUCCAAGACUACAAGGAUUUGAUGUCAAGAGAGUGUGACAUGUUUCAUUUUAGGCCAAUAUGGGAGCACAUAUACCGUCAAGUUCGCCGCCCAUUGAAUGAUCAUCUCUCCCCAUACAAUGAAGCAAUGAAUGGCAAAGAUAUCUAUCAUAAUAUGGAUAGUUCCUUUGUGGAAUCCAAUACAAAGAGUCUGAAAGAUUUUCUCGAUGAUUCUCUCGAUAUAGAGCUAUUGCUAGAAGAGCUCGAGUUUUUAAAAUCGAGAGAGCAAAAGAUGCUUACCAAGGAAGAAGUCACAGAAAUAGUUGAUGAACUUCAAGAAGAGUUUCCUACCAUGAAGAACGUCCUCAACUAUUCAGCUACGUCGUCUCAAGCUAGAUUUUUGCUAGGCAUGGUUGAUGCCCAUAUGGAAGAAAAAAACGAGAUACAGCUUUUCAAGUUACUUUCCAAUCUACAGCGAGGUGCAAUUAAUUCAACGCCAAGUCCUUUGGGUCUAGCGUUUGCUGAAAUAUUUAGGGAGCAAUCUUCUUCUUCGGAAGGCCUAAGCCUCUUGGAACCUAUCUUGCGCUUUACAUUGGGAUUCGAUUUGUUAUCUUGUAAUUCCAUCAUAGAGCUCGUCGAAAAGGGAGAACUUAAGCAGAUUGAUCGGAAGGCUCUUACUCAUCAUAUAUUUUUUGGGGGUGUCUCGAGAAAGCCAUCUUCGGGUUAUUUGUCGAUAUUGUUUGAAAGUGUUCGUGAAAAGUACAAGAUGGACAACUACGGUUUAUUUGUUGAAACGCUUGUGAAAUCUAUUAUACCUUAUCAGGUGGGGAUUGACGAAAAUGAAGUUCUCAAAGCCAUCAUAGAUGAUCCGACCAAGGCCGGUCACUAUAUUGCGGAAAAUUUAUCAGGAUCCGAAAUCUUGGAUUUAACUAGUCGCUUGUUGGGCAUUGUUACACCUAUUUACAAACCAAGCGAUAUCGAUCGCUUGGCUCCUAUUAUUAAUGAAUUCAACUUACCAGUCGUCCAAAUGAUACUCUCGAUCAUUGUGACAGACGCGUCUGAUGUGGAUGGAAUCCUUGACACUUUGAUAAAAAGUCUGAAAUUCUUUCUAGAUUCUUCUAACUCAUAUUUUGGCGAGCUUUUCAACUUGUGUGAUUCGAAAGUGAAGCUAUCGGUGUUCAACCGUAUGGAGCUGUUGUUUUUAGAAUUGGCUUCAUCUCUUGACCUUUCAAAUCUACAAGAUGCUAACAAAUGCCACAUUGCCAUUUUUCAAGAUUUUUUCCGAAAGAUCAAUGACUCGUUUAUUGAUAAGAUUGAAACUUCUACUUCCCAGUUUAAUAACUUUUUGACUUUCUUGGUUGGCUUCAUUCCAGUUAUUCGUGAUGUCGAAGGUCCUGGAGUUGUGAUAGUCCUGGAAAUAAUUCUGACUUUCUUGAGAAUACUUAUUGUCAGGAAUACGUCUUUGAUUGAUACCAUGGUACAAACAGACUUGCAACAUUUUGAGUUCAUAUCACAACUUGUGAAGUUGCUCAAUUCGAAAUUUAUGGCUGAGAAUGACGAAAGGUUGAGUAUAUUACUUUAUGAUUUGCUUCAGCUUUUGAAGAACUCGUUGACUCAAAGGCUUACAUUUAAAGCAGAGGACGACGAAAGCGCGGCAAUUACGUCGCCUACUCCGCAAAACAAAAUGUCAGAUGAAGUGACAACUGCAGUUACGAACUUAUCCAACCAAGCGGCCGAUAAUGAGAGAUCUUACAGACCACAUAAAGAGAGUAUUGCAACCCUUCAAUCGUUGCUUGAUCUUCCCGAACCCAGUCCUCAUAUCAAUCGCUUCCGGGGACAAGAAGCGACAACAGAUUGUGUCAUCUCUUUGGAUACUAAGGAACUCAGGAGUGAUGGAGAUGUUAGAAUCCUCAACCAGGAGUCUUUAGUUUUAUCCUCCAACCAUGAGUCGGCUGCAUUCGAGAGUCCUUUCGGAGAAAUCCAACGUGACAGCAUCACUGCACCAUUUUCAAUUCCAAGUAUCCAGCUAGUAGAAGAAACGGGUUCUGGUGUCAAUGAUGGCUGUAUAAAUCUUGCUUUGUUUAGAGCUUACACCACGAGAGAAAACGAUCCUUGA
Messenger RNA from Candidozyma haemuli, 3978 nucleotides. It is a transcript of the gene SRB8, whose product is annotated as Srb8p. The record is from RefSeq and is a predicted model, not a curated record. The coding region runs from base 1 to 3978 and encodes 1325 amino acids. NCBI's taxonomy places the organism in Eukaryota, Fungi, Ascomycota, Pichiomycetes, Serinales, Metschnikowiaceae. The transcript is spliced from 2 exons.